AUGUGUAGCUCCGAUAUCUUCCUGGCCGUGCUGGCCGUCUUCUUCCCGCCCAUCGCCGUCUGGAUCAAGGCAGGUAUCUGCUCCGCUGACUCCAUCAUCAACAUCGCCCUCUCUCUACUCGGCUACGUCCCCGGUCUCAUUCACGCAUGGUACAUUAUCCUCAAAUACCCAGAUCCCGACUACGACGAUGCAGCCUACGAGCCUAUCCCCGGUGGCUCCAGCCAGCGCCGCGAUCUCGAAGAUGGUCGCGUGACCUACUACUACGUCUCACACCAGCCUCCCCAGAAUCCCACCCAACGCGGAUACGGAACCGUGGACCAGCAACCACGUCCUCAGGCUGAUGCUUCCAGCCACCCGCAAGGCCAAGGUGGCAGCAGCCAUGCGCCCCCCACCUACGCCGAGGCUGUGAGGGGUGACCACAAGGUGCAGACCCAAGAUUGA
Messenger RNA from Penicillium atrosanguineum, 441 nucleotides. Its product is annotated as putative stress response RCI peptide. Gene Ontology annotation, molecular function: ubiquitin protein ligase binding. NCBI's taxonomy places the organism in Eukaryota, Fungi, Ascomycota, Eurotiomycetes, Eurotiales, Aspergillaceae. The record is from RefSeq and is a predicted model, not a curated record. Gene Ontology annotation, biological process: endosome transport via multivesicular body sorting pathway. Bases 1 to 441 code for a protein of 146 amino acids. The transcript is spliced from 2 exons. Gene Ontology annotation, cellular component: fungal-type vacuole lumen; fungal-type vacuole membrane.